Messenger RNA from Exophiala mesophila, 2010 nucleotides. RefSeq lists its product as uncharacterized. Gene Ontology annotation, molecular function: oxidoreductase activity, acting on paired donors, with incorporation or reduction of molecular oxygen; heme binding; monooxygenase activity. The record is from RefSeq and is a predicted model, not a curated record. The transcript has a single exon. NCBI's taxonomy places the organism in Eukaryota, Fungi, Ascomycota, Eurotiomycetes, Chaetothyriales, Herpotrichiellaceae. Bases 268 to 2010 code for a protein of 580 amino acids.
UCUUGUUAAAGCAUAUUCCAACUUCACCGUCCCGCCAUGUAUGAUUUGUAUCAAUCGGCAAAUCCAGUACGUACGCGGCUCAUGCUCACGGUGGGAUGCAUAUGAAUUCAUAGUCUCCUAUGUCCUGAGCAUUGACAGCAUCCAUCCCAACACAAGCUGGAGCAUACUCGGUCUUGAACAUCUCGAUCUCCUCCCAGCCCUGAUUGAUAACUUGACUUCAUAAACUGCCUUGACUGCUCUGUCAACCCUAGUCGCUAGCAGGCAAAGAUGCUUCUCCCAAUCCUCAUCUACUCCAUCCCCGCCAUCCUGGUCUACGUUCUCAUUAGGAACUACCUUCUUCUUCCCAACACCAUUCCUGGCCCCUUCCUUGCUCGCUUCACCAACCUCUAUCGACUCUUGCUGGUCUCCCUUCGCUCCCCACACGAGCAUCAUCUCCGUCUUCAUCGUCAAUUCGGCCCCGUCGUGCGACUAGGCCCCAACAACGUCUCCGUCUCUGGCUCGUCCAAGUACGUCACUCAGAUCUAUGGCAUUGGCAAGGGUUUCGUCAAGUCAGACUUUUACUCGUGUUUUCAAAAUGUCGUGAAUGGAAGACGUGCGGCCAGCCUUGUCGCCAUGACUGACGAGACUGAACAUGCCAAGUCCAAACGUCUCAUUGCCCAUGCAUAUAGCCUGAGUAUAUUGGUUGAGUACGAAGAGCUCGUCGAUCGCACCAUUCAAGUAUUUCUCGCCACUCUCCAAGAGAGAUUCUGCCUGCCAGAGCCAGCUUCUCCCACCUCCUCAACCUGUACUCGUCUGAGCUCACCCACUCUCGAUCUCUGCCAAUAUCUACAAUUCUUUGCCUUUGAUGUCAUUGGCGAGCUCACCUUCUCUCACCGUCUCGGCUUUAUUGAAUCCGGCACCGAUGUCGACGGCAUCAUGGCAGCAAUCGGUGCUAAUUUCGAAUACUUUUCUGUUCUCGGACAGAUGCCCUGGUUGGAUGAGGCAAUCUUGGGUAAAAACCCUAUCUAUGUCAGAUACUUUCGCAAUCCUGUGAGCUCGCCCAUCCUCCGUUUUGCUCAGAGAUUGUUGCGUCAAAGGCUGGCCGAGGUAGACAGCGAGAAAUCCGACGGAACUCCCAAAACUUCCAAGAGUGACACUCAAGUCAGCAAUCUCAGCUCGAGCGUGUCUCUCAAUCGUCCAGACUUCCUCUCCCGUUUUCUCAAGAUUCAACAUGAGCAGUCUAUUCCCUCAUCCGCCAAUCCCUCCUCUGACGACAAUUCGGAAGCCCUUAUGUCCGACUCUACCAUCCUCUCUAACCUUUUCAUGAACAUCAACGCAGGCAGCGAUACCAUUGCCAGCACCCUACGUGCCAUCUUCUAUCAUCUUCUCAAGAACCCCAGUUCACUCGAGGCCCUCCGUGCCGAACUCGAUGCGGCUGCAGAUGCCAGCACCAUCACCACACCCUGCCCGACGUGGGCCCAGACCCAGAACCACCUACCCUACCUAUGCGCGACAGUCAAGGAGGGACUAAGACUGAACCCCGCCUUGAGUCUGCCUUUGGAGAGAGUCGUUCCUUCGGGGGGUCUGACCCUCGUCCAUGACGAAGAAGACAUGGAUACAUCCCCACAAGUCCCUCCGACGGCUACCUCCACACCACAAGCACCACCUCCCACAAAGUAUCAAUCAACCUAUCUCCCGCCUGGGACAAUUGUCGGCAUCAAUCCUUGGGUCCAUCACCGUCACACCACUCGCACGUUUGGUCAUGACGCCGACACGUGGAACCCCAACCGUUGGCUCACCAAUGAAGAAAAGUCUACCAAGAAGAUGGAACACGCCAUGUUGGCCUUUGGAGCCGGCAAGAGGAGUUGUCUUGGCAAAAAUAUCGCUUUACUGGAGCUACACAAGGUCGUUGCCGCUCUAGUACUUCGCUUCGACAUAGAGUUGGUCAGCCAGGAUAAGGACUGGACAGUCAGAAACGCAUGGGCUCUCAGCCAAACAGGCAUAGAUGUUCGAAUUCGGAGGAGGCAAUAA